AUGGUUGCAAUGUUGCCCAAGCUCAUAAAGCUACAUGUCCGCCUAGCGAGCACGUAUGCUGCCAGUCCACACGUGCUUUGGCUCUUUUGCCGUGUGCUCGUGCUUGGUGCCAUCGUGAGGUUGCUUGACAUGGCUCGCUUCUUCCCACGAUCCUGCGCCAGCACCGGACAGGCUCGGCUAGAAAAUCAAGCUAGGCGGAGAUGUGCUACACGCACUUGUGGCUGCUUGUUCAACUGCCAGGAGUUUUUCCGCGGCCCGAGCUGGGCCGACAUGUCGGAUGAGGAAGACAAGGUGGGCAUCAGCAAGAAGCGCCGCAUCUUGAUGGAUGCCAAGAAGCGCCAGCAGGAGAAUUUCCCAUCAGAUUUUGGCGCUGCCACGGGCCUGGAAAUUCCGGAGGCUGAUGACCCUUCAGAUUUGGAGGCCGCGGCCGCGGCAGAGGUGCAGGCUGAUCUGGAGCACCUGCAAAGCGACCUGGAGCAAAUCUUGGAGGCCAUGGAUGCGCAGGAGGCUCGGCGCAAGCAGCGAGGCGUCGUGUCUGACGGAGAGGAGGAGCACCCGCACCUGUGCGACGCGGGCUGGGCCAGAGGACUUCUAUGCCGUGCCCAGCCCCCGCUCCGCAAAGUCGUCAUCGACCGCUCCUUCCUGGAAGCGUUGUGCGCUGACGAGGUGAAGAAACCUCGCUUUACCAGGCCUUUCGUCUGGAAGCUAGAGAACCUCGGCUCCGCAAGCUUGACAGCGAUCCUUCGCAAAUCAUUGAAUCUUCAGUCCUUGCAGCAGCAGCUCAAAGGCAAGAAGCGCGUCAGUAAGAAGCUGCAGAAGCAAGUCAAGCUUGCCAAGCUGUCGCAGCGCUUCUGGCAGCUCAGCGCAGAAGAGCGGCAAGCGGUUCUUUCUGAUGCUGGCGUGUAUAUUUUCCCCGACGCUUUGCAGGAAGCUGAUGAUCUAGAAGCCUUCGUCAAGGAGCAAGACUUUCUGCACCCAGCCAGCGCAGAAUGCCUGAAUGCCAAGCGUGUCAAUGGCAAAAAAGCUCCCCGGGAUGCGUUGCCUUGUGGGUGGCAGGCUUGCACUGUGGCAAGUACAGAGUCAAGCCGUGGAGCACGGGAGUUGGGCGCGUCCGUCUGGAGUGCAACGUGGGGGAGAAAGGCCAGGAAGCCGGUGGCCCUUUGGCGUUGGAGCCGCGUGGACGGCGUUCGGCCACCCUUCUUACACUUUGUGUGCAUGAAGGACGCAGACAAGGGCCAAUGCCUGUACAGUGCUGCUUGCAUUGAAAAGAGUGCAACGGCGCAACAGAUGCAGAAGAAUUGCGACCUGCACAGUUUGUUCAACCGUUUGCCACUUUUGUUUAGUCCUUCUUCUGCAACCAUUGAACUUGACGAUGACACAGUGGUUGAGAUUGCGCCCAACCUCACUGUCCCGAUGGAGGACGAUGGCACACGUAUCGACGUGGAUGUAAGUGAUGGUCUCGCGGAGAUUGGCCCAGAGCUGGCUGAAAAGUUGGGCUUGUUCAAGACUGCCCGACCGGACUGUCUCCGACAGCGUCUGGUUUAUCAUGCUGCACAGUUCCGCGCAGUACUCAAGGUGGGAGACAUUGAUGUACUCGCGAAGGGCAUGAUCAUGGUCAACGCCAGCUUAGGGAACAAGUUGCGCUUGCGCAAGUCUUGCAUCAAAGCUGAAUGGCCUUCCGACGCAGACGCUGGCAUUCAAUAUGGUUUGGACAUCGUUCAAAAAUCUGACAAAUGCCAAGGCAAGCCAAAACUACAUGCGCAGCUUGUGUCGGCAUUGGCCUUGCGUGCCUGCCUCGUUCCUACACGAGAGGCUAGAAGGCAGGCCAAAGCUGAUGUGCGGGAGUUUUGUUGGGAAAGAAGGACUUACCUCCCGGAUGACAUGGAGAAAAGGGCCUGGGGGUUGAGUUGCCCGAAGCAGUCGCGCCAGGAGGGGGUUGAGUUGCGCAGGAUUGCAUCGAGGUACUGUGCCACUGAUGCCAAGGAGCGAAGUCUGCAUGUCCACAGCGUGCCACAGAACCGGGUGGCUGUUGAGUACAAGGAACGCAUCGAGCACCCCAGUCCCCUGGAACUGUUGCGCACCACUGAAGAAUUGGAAGAGCCAUGGAACUUUGAAGCCUUGAGGACAAAGGAAUCGAUGCUACGUGGUGGGAGGCGAUUCCUUGCAGAGGCAGACUCUCAAGAAGACAACCCUCGUCUGCCGCUGAAAGGGGUUGGCGCCGGCUGCUUUGCGUUGCCCGAUGUCCAAAACAUUUUAGGACCCCAGAAAUGCAUUGUCAUUAUCGACGGCGAGAUCUUGAAGGGGCCGGUAGUUGUAUUCCGGACCCCGCUCAUGCUCCCGGAGGACAUCGAGGUUUGGGAAUCUGUAGACCCACCCGCUCCCGAGCAGAUGAGGUUUCUGCCAGACAACUGCAUAAUUUGCAGCUGUGAAAGCCUGGGUGUCACCAGUUUGGGUGGUGGGGACUAUGACGGGGACGUCAUCUUCAUCUCUACAGAUCCUGACCUCGCGCGGCUUGUGGCCAACACUCCAGACGGGCGCUCCUUGAAAAAGCUGCGAGCUGCCACGCGAUUCGCCAAGGAAAACCUGGCUCGCAAGGACCUGGUGGAGUGCAGCAGUUUCAUGGACUACAUCAACUACUGUCGCCGGGUUGAUACCCCCUCAAUCCGUGGGGACACAUGCGUUCUGGCGGAACGAGCCCAGAUGGCUGCCUGGGCGGCGAGAUACCCUGCGAAGAAGAGGACUGACUUUGAGCUUGCCUUUUUGUCUACAAUGAGUCUACAAUGUUAUGGCAACAAGAGAGAAUAA
This is a messenger RNA of Symbiodinium natans, 2805 nucleotides long. Lineage: Eukaryota; Dinophyceae; Suessiales; Symbiodiniaceae. The record is from the annotation of a GenBank genome assembly.